AUGGCGGCUGAAACAUAUUCUCCGACCAAGCUAUCAAGUAAAGAUGAUGGCUCAGUCGAGAAUGUAGAACAUCCAGCCUCACCAGUUAUUCUGGUCGAGGAAGAUAUUUCCUACGGCCACGGCGGCAUCCGUGGUGUUAUUGCGUCUCCAUAUAUCUUUGGUGCAGCCUUCCUGGCAUCAAUGGGAGGCUUCUCCUUCGGAUAUGACCAGGGCGUUAUCUCAAUUGUUAACGUUAUGGAUCAGUUCCACGAAGUCUUUCCUCGUGCCGAAACUGCAUUCGGGAAGGGCCUUAUGACUGGUAUGCUUGAGCUUGGCGCCUUUAUUGGAUGUCUCUUUAUGCCUACCUUGGCCGAUAAGAUCUCGAGGAAGAAGGCUCUUUCUAUUGUGGUUGUCAUCUUCAACAUUGGUGCUAUCAUGCAGACAACAGCCAAUUCGUAUGGUCUUCUUGUCGCUGGGAGAACCAUUGGAGGUAUUGGUGUCGGAACCCUUGCCAUGGGAGCCCCAAUCUAUAUCUCUGAGAUCGCACCACCUAACCUACGAGGAACACUACUUGUCUUGGAGUCUGUAUCCUGUGUUCUGGGUGUCGUGGUAUCUUUCUGGAUUACGUAUGCGACACGCAAUCUCCCGGGCGAGAUUUCUUUCCGUCUACCCUUUGGCCUUCAGAUGGUGUGCAGCACUAUCCUCGGAAUCGGCAUCCACUUCUUCCCAUACUCUCCACGGUGGCUCGCACUUAUAGACCGACCGGACGAUGCGCUGAAAAGCUUGGAGCGACUUCGCCGACUACCCAGAACCGACUCUCGUGUUGAGAAAGAGCAUAUUGGUAUCUGCAACGAGGUGACAAUCCAGAAGCUUGUACAAGAGAAACGCCACCCGGGCGUGACUGGUCUCAAGCUUGAGUUAUCUGGGUGGGCAGACUUGUUCAAGAAGAAGUCGUGGCACCGGACUUCCAUCGCCGUUGGAGUCGCCUUCUUUCAGCAGCUCUCUGGCAUCAACGCAUUUAUCUAUUACGCGCCGACGCUCUUUGAGUCACUGGGCCAAUCAGCAGAGAUGUCGUUGAUCAUGUCUGGAGUCUUUAAUAUGCUACAGCUUGUCGCAGUUACCGUUUGCUUUUUCAUCAUCGACAAGGUUGGACGACGCCCGUUAGCCAUCUGGGGUGGUAUUGGUGGAGGGACUGCAUGGGGUAUCAUGGCCACCCUUGUGGGCGUGUUUAAUGGCAAGUGGAGCUCUAACCCAGCCGCUGGUUGGGCUGCUGUGGCUAUGGCAUUUUGCUUUAUUCUCAUUUAUGGAGUCUCUUAUGCUCCUCUUGGCUGGGCGCUCCCUGCAGAGGUAUUCCCUAAUGCUUCCAGGUCUAAGGGUGUAGCUCUUGCGACGGCGACAGUUUGGCUCUUCAACUUUAUCGUGGGUGUUGCAACUCCUCCCAUGAUCGAGAGCAUUGGUUUUGGUGUAUAUGUAUUCUUCGGAUCUUGGUGCUUCCUGGCUGGUGCUUGGGCCUUCUUCCUUGUUCCUGAGACCAAGGGCAAGACAUUGGAGCAGAUGGAUGAGGUGUUUGGUGACCACGCUGCGCAGGAAGAAACGAUGAUCAUGAGAAGCCAACUGGGUAUGGUUUAA
Molecule: messenger RNA, 1608 nt
Organism: Fusarium sp. VM40
Lineage: Eukaryota; Fungi; Ascomycota; Sordariomycetes; Hypocreales; Nectriaceae
Source: the annotation of a GenBank genome assembly